This is a messenger RNA of Aethina tumida (small hive beetle), 6479 nucleotides long. RefSeq names its product zinc finger SWIM domain-containing protein 5. Gene Ontology annotation, cellular component: Cul2-RING ubiquitin ligase complex. Lineage: Eukaryota; Metazoa; Arthropoda; Insecta; Coleoptera; Nitidulidae. The coding region runs from base 1 to 4101 and encodes 1366 amino acids. The record is from RefSeq and is a predicted model, not a curated record. The transcript is spliced from 14 exons. Gene Ontology annotation, molecular function: zinc ion binding.
AUGUAUUUCAGUGGCGCCCAAUUUUCGACGAACCGCAGCGAAAACAUCGAAAAUUCCCAGACGGCGGGAAGGCGACGUCGACUUGGCAAGCGCGUGGCGUCGGUCCAUGUGCGGCUGGCGAGCACCCCGUCACCCCACCCCCCGGAGGAUUCACGGCGACCCGUCCGACCGAUCGGCGAUCGGCCCUGCACCUUGCGCCAUGUGGCGGACAUAAACAAACGACAUUACGCACGCGGGGGUCGGAUCAGCUGUGCGCGUCCGAUGGAGGGGCGACGCAUGCGUCCGCCCAGCGUCCGACGGAUGCCUGCCUCAGUCAGUGAGAGUGUCGCGUCGAUGGCAGUUGCCAAGCGGUUGUGCUGCUCGGGGGCCGGCGGGGCCUCUCUGCUGAGGGCGCCGGGGCCGCGCAGCCCCGACACCCUGCUCGACGUCACCGCGAAAAUUGUCGCCGAGAACAUACCCUUCCAGAGGAUCGAGGAGCGUUACGACCGCAUCCCCGAACCGGUCCAGCGCAGGAUCAUCUACUGGUCCUUUCCGAGGAACGAGCGCGACAUAUGCAUGUACUCGUCGUUGUCGCGUGUGCCCCCCGUCAACUCCGCGGGCGAGCCGCAGAACCUGUCCUUCUGCAAGGGAUUAAAACUGCUCGAGACGGGAUGCGUCGAUUCCGUGCUGCAAGUCGGUUUCCAUCUGAGCGGAAUUGUCACUGCUCCUCGGUCCUCAUCACCCUCGACAUUACCCUGCGGUGCCCCGCCUGAACCUCCUCAAAAAUUCAAAGUGUCAGUGAGCUUUGAUAGGUGUAAAAUUACGUCUGUGACGUGCAGUUGUGACGCGAAAGACAUUUUUUGGUGUCAACAUGUGGUGGCCCUUUCCCUUUAUCGAAUUAGGAACGCAGAAAGUGUUCGAUUACGGGUUCCUAUAUCCGAAACACUGUUGCAAAUGGACCGACAACAGUUGCAGAAGUUCGUCCAGUACCUGAUCUCCGAGCACCACACCGAGGUGCUGCCAACUGCCCAAAAGCUGGCGGACGAAAUUUUGCAGCAGCGCUCGGAAAUUAACCAGAUACCGGGGGCGCCGGAUCCCACGGCCGGCGCCUCUGCAGACGACGAACACACGUGGCACUUAGACGAAGAGCAGGUCUGCGAACAGGUUAAAUACUACCUGUCGCAGGGCGCCUACUACAACGCCAACAAACAGCUCAACUCCCUGUUUUCAAAAGUAAGGGAAAUGCUCCGGGCGCAGGACUCCAACGGUGCACGCAUCCUCACUUUGAUCACGGAACAGUUCCUGUCCGAUCCCAGGCUGCAGAUGUGGCGCAAUCAAGGCACACCGAUGACCGAUAAGUGCAGGCAGUUGUGGGAUCAAUUGGGAUCGUUGUGGGUGUGCAUCGUCCUCAACCCGAACUGCACACAGCACGAGAAGCAGCAGUGGAAAGUGUUGUUGGAGAAGUGGGCCGUCAUUGACGUUUGCCCACCGGAGGAUCCCGACUACAGGCUACAGCAGGCUGGUUCCCAAAGAGAUUCGUACUCCAAUAGAGAUAGGGAUAGGGAUAGGCACUAUCAUGAUCGAGACAGAGGAGACAGAUAUGCGGACAGGGAAAGGGACAGACGGGAUCGACGAGAUCGCGACAGAGAGAGAGAAAGAGACAGAAAUCGAGCAGUAUAUGACACCUCAGACAGUUCGGAAGAUGAUGAUGAUGACAACGAUUCGAGUUCGUAUAGCCCGAGAAGUAGUAAAAGAUUAAGAUUAUCAGGGAGUAGUUCUAAGUCAAGCACACCUGCGUUACCACGAUCUAUAUUUCAUAGGGCAUUGGAUGCAGUUGGUAUGUCAUGGGACAAUAUGCAUCUAAAGAAUAUUUUAUCCAGCGACACGUAUUGCUCCCAUGUACCCGACACUUCCAGUUCUGGUAGCUUUAAUCCUCAAGGACAGCCCCUUUGGCAUGAACCGAUACCCUUGUGCGCGGCACGAGUGGAUUCACUUCGCUCGCACGGUCAUAUGGAGGCUGCGCUGCGGCUCGCCGUGUCCGUAGUGCGCACCAUGAAGCAACAGCAGCUGGUUGCGCAGCGGAAGUGGCACGAGAGCCAGCAGCAACAGAACGCCGCCGCUAGUACGAGUGGUAGUAAACCAGGCGCGUCGUCGCAGGCUUCGUGCAAAGUGACUGCUUGCACAUCCCGCUGUAACGGCCAAUGCAACGCCAGCAGUGGCUCCGGUUCGUCGUCGUCCUCAUCGUCAUCGGUGAAUGCACCCGUUAACUAUGACGGGUGGGUGGGGCAUCCGCUCGAUCCUGUGGGAUGCCUGUUUGAUACAUUGGCAGACGCUUCAGUUGUCCCUGAUGAUCAGCGGCCUCGAACACCCAGUUAUUUAGAUAUUGUGGGCAUGGAAGAUCAGCAUAGCAAUAUCAGACCUCGUUAUCAACAUGUACCCGUUGUAGGCUCUAGGGAUAGGUCGGAAACAUAUCUUACGCUAGCGUUCGAAGUAGCACUCAUAGGUUUAGGACAACAAAGAAUAAUGCCAGUUGGACUGUACGCCCAGGAAAAAGCUUGUAAACAGGAAGACCGUCUGAUCUCCAAACUGCAGGACAUCGAGUUGGACAACAGCCUGGUCGCUGUGUUACGAAGACAAUCUAUUAUCCUGCUCGAGGGAGGCCCGACUAGCGGGUUCGGCAUCGGCAUCCAUCCCGAGAGCAUACCAAUGCACACAUUCGCCCGGUUUCUGUUCCUUUCGCUUCUGAAUUACUACCCGGACUUGGCUUACGAGGUGGGACUGCGCGCAAUGAGGCUGCCAUUGUUGGAAGAGCACGAGGAUUCAGACGAUCCUCUGGGCGGUAAUGCCAGUAGCUCGCUGAUGAUGGGCCGUAAUCCGCGCUGGUUCACGCUCGGACACAUCGAGACGCAGCAGUGUGCGCUCAGUUCGACGAUGUUAAGCGCCGCCAAAGGUGAGGUAAUGAGGCUGCGUACCGUGUUGGAAUCAUCACAGAGGCAUAUCCAUAGUUCUUCCCAUUUAUUUAAACUCGCUCAAGACGCGUUUCGAUUCGCCACUCCCGAAACCGGUCCGCGGCAUCCGACACUACUCAGUGUAGCAUUCGAAUUAGGUCUUCAGGUAAUGCGGAUGACGUUGUCUUCGUUGAAUUGGCGGAGGCGAGAAAUGGUCCGGUGGUUAGUGACGUGUGCCACUGAAGUGGGCGUUGACGCUUUGAUGUCGAUCAUGCAAAACUGGUAUCAGUUUUUCACGGCGACAGAAGCUACCGGUCCCGUGGCAACCACCAUCAUGUCGCACAGCACUAUCAUGCGUCUUAAUCUGAGCUUCACGCAGCAAGAGGAGUUAUCGAGCUGCGCGAGAACUCUAGCUUUACAAUGUGCCACUAAGGACCCUCCAAAUUGUGCCUUGAAUGCCCUGACGCUCUGUGAAAACGAGGCGUUAGCCUUCGAAACGGCUUAUCAAAUAGUCGUUGAUGCUGCCUCCCAUAUUAUGACAUCGUCACAACUCUUUACCAUUGCCCGAUACAUGGAGCACCGCGGUUACCCCACAAGGGCUUACAAACUGGCCAUGUUGGCCAUGAAAAAUGUCCAUUUAGCCUACAAUCAGGACACGCACCCUGCGAUAAACGAUAUCCACUGGGCUUGCGCACUAAGCCACUCGUUAGGAAAAACGGAACUCUCGAACAUGAUCCCGCUGCUAGUGAAGAAUGUACAGUGCGCCACCGUGCUCUCAGACAUCCUCCGACGGUGCAGUAUGACUGCACCAGGAAUAUCGUGUCCGCAUCCGGCGCCCUUGGACGGCGCUAAGCACCAGACACCCCACCCUCACGGCGGACGUAGCAGAGGCUGUGCCCCUGGAGCGAUCAAACCGCUCUCGUAUGACCGGCCACCGCUCAGACAGCUGCUGGAGGCGGCUGUGGCGGCUUACAUAAACACCACACACUCCCGACUGACGCACAUCUCGCCCCGCCACUACGGCGACUUCAUCGACUUCCUGACCAAAGCCAGGGAUACGUUUAUCUUGGCUCACGACGGUCACGCCCAGUUCACGCAGCUCAUCGAGAACAUGAAGGUAGCUUAUAAAGGCAAAAAGAAGUUGAUGUUUCUGGUGAAAGAGCGGUUUGGCUGAUGUCGCGUCCACGGCCCUGCACAGUGACCCGGGUGUAGGUUUCCUUGACCGGUGACAUUGCACGUGGCUAUUGUUUGUGUAGUUUCGUUCCGGACAUUUAUUCGUGGCCUGUAAUUGUAAUUAAUUGAUUUAGAACAAAAUUGAUUUACAAAGAUAGCAAUAUAUCACAUAUUCAAGUGACGUUUGUUCAUGAUGAUUACAGUACUCGCACGAAACUUCUAUUAGAGAACUACGCAAACGUUCAAGACUAAUUUGUACAUUUCUAGUAUAACCUUAGGUAUUUAUUUUUUGGUUAAUUUGGAUUGACUUUGUGAUAAUAUCUGCUCUGGGACAUGGGUCAGAGCUGUAUGUGCGAGAUUUACCUGUGCGGAAAGAUGACGUGUUUAUUUAAAAAAGUAACAUAUAAUAAAUUGCGAUUCCAAGGCAAAAUUAGAUAAAAGGCUCCCAAUUUGAACCACACAAAUUUGUUAAUGAUAGGUCAGUUAUAAUGCGUUUAACCGGCUAAUUCAAGUGAUUGAACAAACUUUUAUUUUGUUAAUGGGAAAAUGACAAUAAUAGUAUAGUGAGCAUUACUAGAAUCCUGUUGCAAAUGUACAGUUCCUGUCCACUAACAAAUUUCAACGGUUAAAUUAAAGGGGCUGAAAUGAAAAUAGUUCGACAAUGAAACUGCUUCGUUGGUUAGCAAAUACUGGACAAUAUCAUUAUGAGAUUUAAAGUACUAUUUAUUAAAAUUCAAUGAUUUUAAUUAACAGACUGAUUUUAAGUUUGCACAUUUGGGAGAUCAAUCUGACGCAGCGUCACAGAUAUGUAAAUUUUUGUAUAUUCUGUACUGCAGGUGGCUUGCCAGUUUGAAUUGUUGAAUGUGCUCGAUCUCAAUGCCGUGUUUGGCAUUAUUUAUUUAGUAUUACUUUGUUUUUAGUUAGGUACAACUUAGUUCAAUAUUUUAGUCACUGUAAGAACUAUUUUAGGAAAUUCGCAUUUAUAUUUCAUUCCGUUCUUGCUUUGAUUGCUUUUAAUUUAUUUGGCAUCCAUUCUUACUUGGCAGAAGGAAUUUUUACAAAUACGUACUAUUUCGUAAGAUUCAUUGUUGAUUUGCAUUCUUUUCAAGUAACAAAAAUAUUUAUAUUACAUAUGCAUACCUAUAACUAACAAUUGUUAAAGUUUCUUUUGUUGUUCAUGUUUUUGUUGCUAAAGGAUUUCAAUAAAAAUAUGUUUUUAUUAUUUCUUCAUGUUACUCCCUUUAAAUUCUUUCUGCUGGAUUGAAAUCUGUAUACAUUAUUUAUUGAUUUUCUUUUUUUGCGUUAUGUUUUGAAUUAGUUACACGCCAUAAUACUUCGUUUAAAUUGUAUGUUUGUUUUACCAAAGAAUUGUUAUUUGUAUAGUAUUUAUGUAUAUAUUAUAUGCCCUAAGAGAUAUGGUGUCUCAUAAUAUGUCAGGAAGGUGUUAUACAGUCUGAGUUUGAAACACAUGAUGUGUAAUGCUUUCCAAAUAUACUUCAAGGUAAAUGCUUCCUGUUAUUUAAAUACAGUAUAUCAAUAAGUACAAAAUAAUUAUAAUAAUAAAGAAGUAAACAGUCGACCAAGCUGUUGUAGCAAUUUGUCAGCUGUCAUUCCAUAAGCUACCUCUUUGAGCUAUCAUGCGAUCAUUUACCAUAGUUGUUGCUGUUUAAUCAACAAAACUUCUAUAAAAAUCACACCAAAUUAAAUUAUGAAUAACUAUUUUGAUCAAAAAUAAAUUGUGUCUUGCAUCAGUUAUGGUAAAUUUUUCACAUUUUGACUGUUCUAAUAUUCAACCAAACACUUUGAAAGUUUCAAAUAUAAAAUAUCGAUUAGAAUUACUGGUUGAAUAUUAAAAACUGACUGAUUAACGCUAAAAACCACAAAUACAACAAAAUCAAAUAUGCAUUUGUAUUAUGCAAUAUUAUAUUAUAGCUAACACCGUAAUCAAAAAAAAAAAUUGUAUGUUUAAAUUAAGUAUUUUAUAAUUAAAAUUUGCAAUACUUGUAUAAAGUUUGAACUGCCCAUGCCAGUAAAUUUAAUUUGAAUUGAGUUAUAUGUAUCUGUGAUUAAUAAUUUUAUUUUUUUGUCCAGUGCCACAUUUUUAUUAUUAUUAGUUCAUUUUAAGAAAACCAUGUAACUUAAGGAUACUGUAAAUAAAGAAACUUGGCCAAAUUUGGUACACGUUCAUUCCAAUGAGAUAAUUUUAUAUUUGUUGUUGUAUUGUGUUUAGUGUAUUAUAUACUUAGGAAAAAGUUGUAAAUAUUGCCAAAAAAUAACUUAGUUCAUUAUUUGUUAAAAUAAAGCAAAUUUGCUUUCAAUAUGUCUGUGUAUUACUAAUUUAUGAUUAUUUUUAUGAUAAAUACAAAUAUUUGUAAUUCA